Messenger RNA from Neltuma alba, 627 nucleotides. Its product is annotated as protein RADIALIS-like 4. The transcript has 2 exons. Lineage: Eukaryota; Viridiplantae; Streptophyta; Magnoliopsida; Fabales; Fabaceae. Gene Ontology annotation, molecular function: DNA-binding transcription factor activity. Bases 57 to 371 code for a protein of 104 amino acids. The record is from RefSeq and is a predicted model, not a curated record.
CACCAUACGCUCUCUUCUCAGCCUCUAGUUCUUCAUCAUCAUCGCUGUUUAGAAUAAUGGCGUCGAGCUCGACUUGGACGGCGAAGCAGAACAAGAGAUUUGAGAAUGCUUUGGCGUUGUACCCCGAGGAGACGCCGGACCGGUGGCAGAAGCUGGCGAGAGCGGUGGGAGGGAAGACGGUGGAGGAAGUGAAGAGGCAUUAUGAGAAGCUUGUUGAAGAUGUGAAGCUGAUCGAGGAAGGCCAUGUCCCUCUGCCUGAUUACAAUACAAACACUGAAGCAUUACGAGGAGGACCGUCUUCCACCCUCAGAACUUACACUACUUACUUGGAUCAUCAGGAGCGAAGGAUGAAGAAUCUGAGCCUCCAGUGAAGUACGUCGGAAGGAGAGCCACUGGGGAGAAAUGGAAUAUAUAUAUAUAUCAUCAAUCUGAAAGCAUGUGCCUACUUCCUUCAUUCUCAAUUAAGUAUAUUUGUAUGUAAUAUGCUUCGCUUUGUCCAUCCUCCUUCUCUCUCUCUCUCUCACCCUCUCUCUUUCUCUCUCUCUAUGUGAAGAAUGAAAGCCUUGUAAUAAUUCCUACAAAUGUAUAAAAUUUAAUUGAAGUUCAAUGAAUGGUAUGUUUUUGCCA